Messenger RNA from Puntigrus tetrazona (Sumatra barb), 1593 nucleotides. Its product is annotated as bifunctional apoptosis regulator-like. Bases 127 to 1443 code for a protein of 438 amino acids. The transcript has 8 exons. Gene Ontology annotation, biological process: proteasome-mediated ubiquitin-dependent protein catabolic process. Lineage: Eukaryota; Metazoa; Chordata; Actinopteri; Cypriniformes; Cyprinidae. Gene Ontology annotation, cellular component: nucleus. The record is from RefSeq and is a predicted model, not a curated record. Gene Ontology annotation, molecular function: metal ion binding; protein binding; ubiquitin protein ligase activity.
GAGGAGAAGCGCUUUCUCUUUCUCUUCUUUCUCUGAUCAGAGAGAUACAGGCAUUUAAAAUAAAUAAACCGAAAGAGAGGAUGUGAGAAGAGAGACGAGAAGCUGACAGCCAGCGCUGAGACUGAAAUGGACGUGAGGAUCCCGGUGGAGUCUGAGUCUGAGGUGUGGUCUCUGUCUGAGUCUGAGUUCAGCUGUCACUGCUGCUAUGAGGUUCUGGUGGAGCCCACCACACUCACCUGUGGACACAGCUUCUGCAGACACUGUCUGGCCAACUGGUGGGCCUCCGCUCGGCCCCGCGUCCGCACCGACUGCCCAGAAUGCCGAGCGCUGUGGGUGGGCUUUCCCAAAGUCAACAUCCUGCUCCGGGACGCGGUGGAGAAGCUGUUCCCCGCUGACGUGAGCCGCCGGAAGCAGGCCGUCCUGAGCGAUCCGUGGCUCUCUCAUGUUCUCCAGGUGUUCCAGCAGCAGGAGAGGAGACAGGCCCCUCGCGCAGCUCCGCCACAGAACCCACCGCAGAACAAUAUGGUAGUGUUUUACACUGGAGUCGUGACAGCGCUGAUCUGGAUGACUAUGGUGGUGUUAUUGUACCGUGCGUUCAGUACUGACUCCAGUCAUGAGGUGCUGCUCACUAAACCUCUCAGCAGGUGGAGCGCUGAUGAUGUCACUCUGUGGGUGGAGCGUCUGGGCAUCUGGACCAAUCAGUAUAAAGAAACCUUCCGCAGGGAGAAGAUCAACGGCAGGUUACUCUCUGCUCUCAGUGAUGAAGAUCUGUCUGCGUCUCCGUUCAGCAUCAAGAGUCAGUCUCACAGACAGAUCCUCCUGGAGGAGCUGCACAGACUUAAAGAAACCAGAGUCUCACCCAACCUCUGGCAGUACAAGGACGUGUUUUUAGGGAAGACUGUGUUCCUGCUGAUCUCUCUGAGGAACUUCCCUCGGCUCACGCUGCUCUACCUGUUCCUGCUGGACUUUGAAGACACCUUUCUGCCCUUCAUUCACGGCAGCUGCCCGGUGACCCCGCUGACCCCGGACGACCCCGCUGACACGCCGCUGGAUUGGCCGGGCUGGCGUCAGUGGGCGGAGUUUCUUCUGAUGUACUUCCUGCUGCCCUAUCAGCUGCUGUCAGCGCUGGCCUGGCGCUGGAUGAGCUCUCAUUACUGGACGGCAGGUUUCAUCAUCGCUCACGCCGUCUUACUGACCUCACUGGACGUGUGUUUCUACUGGACCCUGUGGAGGAGAGGAGAGAUCAGGACGCUCCCUCAGAGGGUCUGGUUUCAGGUGGUGGUGGUGAUCAGGGACUCGUCGGUGCUGGUGCUGCUCUGGCCGCUCGUGCCUCUCUUCAUCAUUCAUUUUGAGAUCUACACCCAGAUCUUCAUCUUCCCCUUCCUCACGGCGGCGCUGGUCAAACACACACUCCUGUCCACGGACACGCCGCACGGGCCCUGACACGCUGGGAGCCGAACCCCUGACUGAGGCGUUGCGAGCGCUGUGAUGAGCCACAGGACCUUCACCUCUCUGCUUUCAUACGAGAAUCGGCUUCAUUUACUUGAUUUCAUGACUAUUAAAUAUUUAAAAAUAUAUAUAUUUAUUAAAAAA